UUGGUAUUCACUAUUCACUAUUCACAUUCUCUCUUCUUUGCAGUGCUUAAAUUCAAAUUCCACGUAUCUAACACUUGAAUCAAUCAAUUAGAAAUACACCCAUUAAAGAACUCUCUCCUUUCAUUCCUUCCAUCAAAUUCAUUGAUUUUAUCUGAUACCAAUCUCCCAAUAUCAUCACAUAAUCUCUGUCGGUGUCAUUUAUAUCACAUUUUGUUACUUUCUGGCUACACAUAUAUUAUAUAUAGAAGAAGAUUGUGAUAACUUUGGAUCUCCAGUGGAGAUUCAAAGAAAGAAAAUAUAUAAUGGAUGGUUUCAUUGCAGAUGAAGAUGGAGAGAAAGUGGGUAGGAGAGAAAAUGGAGAGCUUUGUGCUAGUUCACAUGUUCAUGGCCAGCACAGGCGCUGUAGGAGUGCUUCUGACAGGAACUCAGGUCUUUCGAGAGGUAGAGUUUCACAUUUGGGACGGAACAACUUGAAUGAAACACAUGAAUUUUCACCUCUGAAAAGGACUUGUGGAGGAGCACGGAGUCCACUUCAGGAAUACUCCAAUGCUAACAUGGAUACGUCUAUCCAUCGCGUUUCUUUGGAAAAAGAUAUCGAGCAGCUGCAAUCACGUUUACAGCAAGAGAAGUCCAUGCGGAUGAUGCUUGACAAGGCGAUGGGUCGUGCUUCUAGUACUUUAUCUCCUGGGCAUAGGCAUUUUUCUGCUCAGACAAAAGAGUUAAUAGCUGAGAUUGAGUUGCUAGAAGAAGAGGUUGCAAAUCGAGAGCAACAUGUUCUCACUCUCUACAGGAGCAUUUUUGAACAUUGUGCUAGCCGGCCACCUUCUGCGCAAAGCUCGGGCAUGGCUUCUCCGGCCCAUACAAAGAAUGAAUCGCGGAAACACCCAAGUAUAAUUUCAAGUGCUUUUUGUUCCUCAAAGAAGUUCCCUCUGCGGCCUUUCCAAACUCUGGCUUCUAUAAAUGACUUGGGGAAAAGAACCUUGUUAUUGCAGUCGAAGACAAGACAUGCUUCGUUGUCGGGCAGCAAGACUAACAUCCACUUUGAGAAGACUUUUUCAGACCAUGUUAAGGUUGAAGAAAAGGUAACAACUAUGAAAAGAACUCCUGUACUACGAACUCUUAAAGACCAUCUCUGCCAGUGCCCAAGCAAGUUGUCUGAGGAAAUGGUCAGGUGUAUGGCUGCAGUAUAUUGCUGGCUUCGUAGCACGACCCCUGCAAAUCUAGAACAAAAUCGAUCGCCUUUAUUGUCAAGGUCUUCCACCAAUGUUGUACUUCCUCAACGUGGUACUGGAGAGGAACGGAGCUGGUCUUGCAAAUCCACGGUUGAAAUAUCUUCUAUUUCAACUGACAAAAACCACUUCUCUUGUGCUUCUUAUGCCAUUAACAACUACAGAGUUCUAGUGGAACAACUGGAAAGGGUGAAUGUGAGUCAGAUGGAAAACAACGCCCGGACUGCAUUUUGGAUCAACAUUUACAAUUCCCUGGUUAUGCAUGCAUAUUUAGCAUAUGGAAUCCCACACAGCUCUUUGAGAAGGUUAGCCUUUUUUCACAAGGCUGCUUACAACAUCACUAGCCAUGUCAUUAGUGCAAAUGCCAUAGAGCAGUCAAUAUUUUGCUUCCGUACACCCCGAAUUGGACGGUGGCUUGAGACCAUCCUUUCUACUGCCAUGAGGAAAAAAUCUGGGGAAGAAAGACAACUGAUCUGCUCAAAAUUCGGUCUACCAGAUCCACAACCCCUUAUUUGCUUUGCCCUUUGCACUGGAGCUUUUUCUGAUCCCAUGUUAAAAGUCUACACGGCAUCCAAUGUUAAAGAAGAACUAGAAGUAGCAAAAAGGGAGUUCCUCCAAGCAAAUGUGGUUGUUAAGAAGUCCAAGAAAGUGUUUCUACCAAAGAUGCUCGAAAGAUUUGCAAGGGAAGCUUCUAUUGCAUCGGAUGAUCUUCUCAAGUGGGUUACUGAAAAUGUUGAUAAGAAACUCCAUGAUUCAAUACGGAAAUGCAUUGAUCACAAAACCAAUAGGAAGGCAUCGCAGAUCAUAGAAUGGGUGCCUUACAGUUCAAGGUUCCGGUAUGUGCUUUCAAAAGAUCUUACAGAAAAGCCAUGGUGGGUGUGAAAAAUGUUCAUCCCGAAUCAGUCUUGUUAGGAAUCAUGAAGUGUUGUUGCUUGGAUAGUUGAGCUUAAAAAAAUUAAAAAUUAAAAAUUAAAAAAUUUGAAUUUUUGUAUUUCAAAUGCAGUUGUGACCUUAACCCUGUACAAUCGAGUUUGUAGCUGAUUUAUGAUGCACUUUUGGGUCAUGUAAUAUAAAGUUACUUUUGUUGGGACUGCUGUGAUUUAAAUAAUGUAGUGCUGUGAUGAGUGCAGUUGGAUUUUGGUUUAA
Molecule: messenger RNA, 2375 nt
Organism: Cornus florida
Lineage: Eukaryota; Viridiplantae; Streptophyta; Magnoliopsida; Cornales; Cornaceae
Exons: 11
Coding region: 303-2111 (602 amino acids)
Source: RefSeq, a predicted model, not a curated record